This is a messenger RNA of Penicillium mononematosum, 1455 nucleotides long. RefSeq lists its product as uncharacterized. The record is from RefSeq and is a predicted model, not a curated record. Lineage: Eukaryota; Fungi; Ascomycota; Eurotiomycetes; Eurotiales; Aspergillaceae. The transcript is spliced from 2 exons. Gene Ontology annotation, cellular component: endoplasmic reticulum membrane. Gene Ontology annotation, molecular function: Delta24(24-1) sterol reductase activity. Gene Ontology annotation, biological process: ergosterol biosynthetic process. The coding region runs from base 1 to 1455 and encodes 484 amino acids.
AUGGAUGAUCAAGUCAAGUCUUGCCGAAAGCAUGGCAACGACCAGGUUGUCGACAAACCAAAUUCUCGUGAUGACUUCAAGCAAGCGCAAAUCUCUGGGGGGUGGAUCCCCGGCAUGGACCCCAAAGUGGACUACGGAGGGGAAUUCGAAUUCGGCGGUUCACUCGGAACAUUGGCGCUCAUGAUUGGUUUCCCGUUGCUGAUGUGGUACAUGUGGAUCGGCGCAACCUACUAUGAUGGGAAGCUACCUCUGCCACAAAACGGAGAGUCCUGGAUGGACUUCGGAAAGCAUCUGUGUCACCUUGUCUACACCGGUGCGUUCCCACACUUCAGGGCGUGGCGCAUCUACUGGACAUUCUACAUCUUCGAGGCAGCAUGCUACAUCCUCAUGCCCGGCUUCACCUGCUACGGGAAGCCUCUUCGUCAUCUGCAAGGCAAGAGGCUGAAGUAUUAUUGCUCGGCCUACUGUAGCUUGUACUUCACAAUCUUUAACAUGGUCUUUUUACACUACACUGGUCUGUUCCCCAUUUACACUAUCCUGGAUGAGUUCGGUCCUCUGAUGUCUGUGGCGAUCCUUUCCGGGUUUCUCGUCAGCUUUUUCGCCUAUUUCUCUGCAUUUGCUCGUGGUGCCCAGCACCGCAUCACCGGUUACCCGAUCUAUGAUUUCUUCAUGGGAGCUGAGCUGAACCCACGUUUGUUUGGGAUCCUGGACUUUAAGAUGUUCUAUGAAGUCCGUAUCCCAUGGUUCAUGCUCUUGGGUUUGAGCUGCGCGGCUGCCACUCGCCAAUAUGAACUCUACGGUUACGUAUCUGGUGAAGUUUUGUUCCUUGUCAUGGCACAUUUCCUUUACGCCAACGCCUGCGCCAAGGCAGAACACCUCAUCACCACAACAUGGGACAUGUACCAGGAGAAACUGGGCUUCUUGUUGAUCUUCUGGAACAUGGCUGGUGUUCCCAUGUCUUACUGCCACUGCGUUCUCUACCUGGAUAAUCGCCACCCAUCGUCAUAUGCGUGGAACAAAAAUGCAUUGAUCGUAUGGUCCGUGGCCUAUCUUUGCGUCUACUGGGUCUGGGACACUGCAAAUAGCCAGAAGAACGCCUUCCGCAUGAUGGAGCGAGGCAAAAUGGUUGAGCGCAGCACCUUCCCCCAGCUUCCUUGGCGACAUAUCCACAACCCGAAGACACUCGUGACGGAGGAUGGCGAUAUCCUUUUUGUUGAUGGGUGGUACGGAUUGGCUCGCAAGGUCCAUUACAGUUGCGAUAUGUUUUUCGCUUUGUCGUGGGCACUGAUCACCGGGUUCGACAGUCCACUUCCCUGGUUCUACCCUGUGUUCUUCGCGGUCAUGAUUGGCCACCGUGCUAUGAGGGAUAUCAACAAGUGUAAAACCAAGUAUGGGGCCACAUGGGCGGAGUACGAGAAGCAGGUUCCGAGCCUCUUCAUUCCGUAUGUGCUCUAA